AAGAAAAAAAAAACGUCCUGAACAGCGCACCGCCUCGCUUCCUCUCGCCGCCAUCGCCAUCGCCAUCGCCAUCGCCAUCGCCGUCGCCGUCGCCGUCGCCGCCGACCGGACGAAGCUCCCCCAUCGGCGCGGCCACCCCUCGAAGCCUUCACCACAUCAGCGCCGCGACCAGUCGGUCGCCGCCGCGCUGAUACCGUCGUCCUCCCUCUCCUCCUCCCAGGCGGCAAGAUGUCGUCCCUCGCCGCGGCAAGGGCGGAUAACUUCUACUACCCUCCGGAAUGGAGCCCAAAGAAGGGUGGGCUCAACAAGUUCCAUGGACAACAUGCUCUCAGGGAGCGGGCGAGGAAGCUGGACCAGGGCAUACUGAUUAUAAGAUUCGAGAUGCCAUUCAAUAUUUGGUGUGGUGGAUGCAACUCCAUGAUAGCGAAGGGAGUGAGGUUUAAUGCUGAGAAGAAACAAGUUGGGAAUUAUUACUCUACCAAGAUAUGGAGCUUCACCAUGAAAUCACCAUGCUGCAAACAAGAAAUUGUUAUACAAACAGACCCAAAAAAUACCGAGUAUGUUAUAAUCAGUGGAGCUCAGCGAAAGACUGAAGAUUAUGAUGUGGAAGAUGCAGAGACACUGCUGCUACCUGCAGAUGAAGAAAGAGACAAGCUUGCAGAUCCCAUGUAUAAACUUGAACACCAGGAAGAGGAUCUUAGAAAGAAGAAAGAAGCUGAACCAGUUUUAGUUCGCCUUCAACGACUUUCUGAUAGCAGGCAUUCUGACGACUAUGCUCUUAACAGAGCCCUUCGUGAUCGUCUUAGGAGCCAAAAGAAGAGAGUUGCUGAAGAGAGAAAAUCAGCUAGAAAGAUGGGUCUAGGGGUACGGCUUUUACCACCCUCUGCAGAAGAUGCCACGGCAGCGGCUUAUGUGAAGUUUGCGUCAAAAUUUGAGAAGAGCAGAAGGGACAAAAGAGCAGCCAUUAAGGCUGCUUCCAUCUUCCCGGAGUCAUCAAGCUCAACUUCAAAGAACAAGCUGGACCUUGCACUGAAGAGGCGGAAUAUAAAAGCUGGUGCUGCCUCAGCGCUGAUGGCGGGGAGGGUGAAGCCUUCGUCAUGGCAGAGCACAUCUUCUGGAAGCUCAAGAACUGCAAUGCCGAUCAUGGCAACACGCAAGUAGCCACACCACCGAGGAAAAGCGGGGAAUACAAAGCCACAAUCUUCCGGAUUGUUCUGCAUGUAGAAAUACCUAAUCUGCUAAGUUGGGUAGUCAAAAGUUCAAACCAGCUUGUUAUGUUUAAAUGCUCAGCAGUUGCUCUGUAUGAGUAUGUCUAACCUGAAAUGUUUUUUUGCCGUAUGCAUUCCUGUGUGACUAUCCAGCUCGUGCUAAUCGGUUUCUAACAGUAUAUUGUACACUAAGAAUUUACUCCAGUAAUCUUUGUAUAUAUGAUGACAUAAUCACCUUGUAUGCUUUUGCAAACAGCGAUGAACAACUUCUUAUAUAUUCUUCCACCGAAGCGUGGAGGGUUUUGUUUC
Molecule: messenger RNA, 1517 nt
Organism: Oryza brachyantha (malo sina)
Lineage: Eukaryota; Viridiplantae; Streptophyta; Magnoliopsida; Poales; Poaceae
Product: coiled-coil domain-containing protein 130
Exons: 7
Coding region: 229-1161 (310 amino acids)
Biological process (GO): mRNA splicing, via spliceosome
Cellular component (GO): post-mRNA release spliceosomal complex; U2-type spliceosomal complex
Source: RefSeq, a predicted model, not a curated record